This is a messenger RNA of Toxotes jaculatrix (banded archerfish), 1421 nucleotides long. RefSeq names its product hepatocyte nuclear factor 3-beta-like. Bases 65 to 1288 code for a protein of 407 amino acids. Gene Ontology annotation, biological process: regulation of transcription by RNA polymerase II; anatomical structure morphogenesis; cell differentiation. Gene Ontology annotation, molecular function: protein domain specific binding; DNA-binding transcription factor activity, RNA polymerase II-specific; transcription factor binding. The transcript has 2 exons. Lineage: Eukaryota; Metazoa; Chordata; Actinopteri; Toxotidae. The record is from RefSeq and is a predicted model, not a curated record.
UUAUGUGAGCGUUUUCCCGCCUCGUGUGCAGCUGUGUGGAUGAAUCUGUGCUGGAGCGUGGACCAUGCUGAGCGCCUUUAAAAUGGAGGGACACGACCAUCCGGACUGGAGCAGCAGCGGCUACUACGGAGAGACCGAGUGUUACACCCCAGCGGGAAACAUGAACUCUGGUCUGUCCAUGAACUGUAUGGGCACCUACAUGAGCGCGCCUGGCAUGACCGGCACCGGACACAUGAACGCACCUUAUGUGAACCCGGCCGGGGUCAGUCACUCCUCGGUGCACAGCGGGAUGGCGCAGAGCCCCGGGGCCGUGGUGCAGGCUGGAGCAGGGAUGACGCAGGGCCUGGGCUCCGCGCUGCCGCCGAGCAUGAGCCCCAUCAGCCCGCCGCCGUACGGAACCGUGCCCGUGAUGAGCCCGGUGUACGGACAGGCCUGCAGCAUCAGAUCCAGAGAGCCCAAACCGUACCGGCGGAACUACACGCACGCCAAGCCGCCGUACUCAUACAUCUCGCUGAUCACCAUGGCGAUCCAGCAGUCCAGCAGCAAGAUGAUGACGUUAAACGAGAUCUACCAGUGGAUCAUGGAUCUGUUCCCGUUUUACCGGCAGAACCAGCAGCGGUGGCAGAACUCGAUCCGACACUCGCUCUCCUUCAACGACUGCUUCGUCAAGGUGCCCCGCUCACCGGACAAACCGGGGAAAGGCUCCUUCUGGGCCCUGCACCCAGACUCGGGGAACAUGUUUGAGAACGGCUGCUACCUGCGGCGCCAGAAGCGCUUCAAGUGCAUGAAAAAGCCCGGUACCGGUGACAAGGAGACGGCGGGGCAGCCCGGCUCGGAGGGCGGCUCCGUCACCAGCACCAGCUCUGGUUCGGACUCCCCGCACUCCUCGUCCUCCUCCCCGUCCUCAGAGGUGAAGGGAGCCGGGGUCGACCUCAAACCGCACCGGGGUGAACUGUUGCCCCCCAGCCCCGUGCGCGUGCCCUCCCCGCUCGCGCACACUCAGCACCUGUUCUCUCAUCAUCAUCAUCAUCAUCCUCUGCUGCUGCACGACGCUGCUCACCUGAAACCAGACCACUACCCCCACUACGCCUUCAACCACCCGUUCUCCAUCAACAACCUCAUGUCCGAGCCGCAGCACCACAAGCUGGAGCCGGUGAUGCAGUACGGGGGCUACGGUUCGGUGUCAGCCGGGGCGCUGGUGGCGGCCAAAACCGGCCUGGAUCCCGCUCACACCGACACCAGCUACUACCACGGCGUGUACACCAGGCCCAUAAUGAACUCCACAUGAAACAAAUAGGAGUAAAUCACUUUGAAAAUGAGAGUAAACGUGUUUUGUCCGAGGUCUGAAGAACUGUUUCCCACAAUCCAUCAGUCAUUUGUGUGUUUAUAUGUGCAACAGAUAAAAGUCUUUAUAUGGAAAA